AUGGCAACUAAAAUUUCCAUAGAAUUAUUGAUUAUGAUUUUAAAUAAUGUUCAAUCACCUCGUUCAACUCAAGAUUUAUAUUCAUCCUUAUUAGUUAAUCGAAUCUGGUGUAAAGUUGCUAUACCUAUACUUUGGGAGUUACCUUUGGGUCAAGAGUGUAUGGAUAAUAAGAAGAUGAAUAAGAAAGCAUUAUGUAUUCGAACUUAUAUAUCAUGUGUGGAUGCUCAAGCUAGAACUUUACUUAAACAAAAUGGAUUUGAUUUAGCGUCAUCGCCACCUCAAGCCACUUUUGAUUAUCCAUCAUUCACUCAUAAAUUUAGAAUUGAUAAUUUAAUUUAUUUUGUUUCCCUAUAUUCACAACAAAUUAUUAAUUCAGAUAAAGAUAAUAACAACAAUGAUAAUAACGAAAUCAUCAUCACAAAAUCGAGAAUAUUAUUUCAUGAGAUAUGUAAAUUAAUAAUAAAUAGUUGUUCAUUUCUGGAUUCUUUUAAAUUGGCGAGAGUCCCCGAAAAAUUUUCUCCGUAUUUUCUAAAUUAUAGUGAUUUAAUAGGUUCAAUUCUCAAGUUACCUGGUGCCCCAAAAGUAUUUAAGAAAUUAAAAAGUCUUUCUUCGAUAAUAAGAGAUGAACGGAUUCGUCCAUUAUAUGAAUCAUUAGCAUUAAUUUCUGAUAAUAUUUUAAAUAUGGAUUUGUCCUCAAAUUCUCAAGCAAAAUCUUUAGCAGAACUUAUUAUUGCUCAAAAACGCUUAGAAAAUCUAUCAAUUGUUGCUUAUAGAUAUGAAAGUCAUGAUUUAUUAUUUUGGGCUAUCAUUAGUCAGAAAGAAACAUUAAAGAGUCUUUGUUUAAAAUCUGUAAAUUUUUAUUAUUUCAAGGGGAAAUCACCAAUUGGACAAUUUAUUUCGCUCCAAAAACUUAAUAUUGAAAAUUGUCAUGGAUUGUGUAGAUUGGGUAGUGAUAGUUUAUUCUUUGCUUCGUCAUUUAAUCAAUUAAGCAGUUUUCGUUUCAUAGAUAAAUUUGGAAGGUAUCAUCAAGAAUUUGUUAUAAAAAUUCUCGAAGCAGCCAAUACAAAUUUAAAAAAUCUUUUUCUAGAUUUAUAUUCUGCAAUUACAUUAGAUACAUUUUCAGCAAUUUUAAAUUAUUGUACAAAGAUUACCAAUUUAACUUUGGAUAAUUUAAAUCUUGAACAAAUAAUAGCAAUAUUUAAUAAUAAUUUUAAUGAAUUAAGAAGUUUUUCAUUUAAUUGUGAAAUAGGAUUGGACGCUAAUAAAUUAUUAUGUCAAAUGGCUAAAAAUGUACCGGAAUCGCUUGAAACUAUUGAAAUUAGAAUGGGGAGAUUUACUGCUGAUAGUUUAAGAAUUUUUUUUGAAGGAUGGUGUUAUAAAGGAGGAGGAGAAAAUAAAAAGAUUAUUGUAAAACGUACAGAACAAGCGCGACUAUUUGUAUUAAGUGAUGAACAUCGUAAAGUUAUUGAAGAAUAUGGUGUUCAAGUUAAUAUAGAAGAAUAA
This is a messenger RNA of Diversispora eburnea, 1503 nucleotides long. Lineage: Eukaryota; Fungi; Glomeromycota; Glomeromycetes; Diversisporales; Diversisporaceae. The record is from the annotation of a GenBank genome assembly.